CUCAUGAUUCAGCUCGAAUCUCGAGCAACCCGAAUGGAGUUAGAAGCUUGAGUUGGGAAAAUUCAUUAAAAAUAAUAUUUAUCAUUUGAUAUACAAUUAUGGAGUGCCUUAUAGGUAUUGCAUUCAAAGAUUUUGUAAUAGUCGCCUCCGAUAUGAGUGUUGCUCAUAGCAUUGUUGUUGUCAGCAAAGAUGCUGAUAAAAUGUAUAAAUUAAGUGAUCAUUUGCUGAUGUUAGUUUGUGGAGAACCUGGUGAUACUGUUCAAUUUGCUGAAUUCAUUGCGAAAAAUAUCCAACUGUAUAAGAUGAGAAAUGGCUAUGAACUUUCUCCUACAGCUGCAGCUAACUAUACUAGAAGGAACUUGGCUGAUUUUCUACGCAGCAGGACACCAUAUUCUGUCAACAUUUUGAUGGCUGGACAUGAUAAUGAUAAUGAUAAUGGUUGCGAGCUUUAUUUCAUAGAUUACCUGGCAACUAUGUGUAAACAGCCAUUUGCUGCACAUGGAUAUGGAUCUUUCUUUGCUCUUAGUAUUAUGGAUCGAUAUUACAGACCAGAUAUGAGUAAAGAAGAAGGAAUUGACUUAAUCCAGAAGUGCCUGAAGGAGAUAGGCAAUCGUUUUCUUGUAAGCUUACCUAGCUUUAAAGUGAAAAUAGUUGAUAAAGAAGGAAUACACAAUUUACCAGAUAUGAGUACUGUUGGAAGUCCUAUGGUUUUUAAAUAAAUGUUUACAUUUUUGCAAGUCUA
Messenger RNA from Uloborus diversus, 742 nucleotides. Its product is annotated as proteasome subunit beta type-2-like. Lineage: Eukaryota; Metazoa; Arthropoda; Arachnida; Araneae; Uloboridae. Gene Ontology annotation, biological process: proteasomal protein catabolic process. The transcript is spliced from 5 exons. Gene Ontology annotation, cellular component: cytosol; nucleus; proteasome core complex, beta-subunit complex. Gene Ontology annotation, molecular function: peptidase activity. The record is from RefSeq and is a predicted model, not a curated record. Bases 99 to 719 code for a protein of 206 amino acids.